AUUGACUUCACUGAAAAGUCGCCACGGAUCUAUUAUCCCUAGCUGUGAAGCUAUUCAAACUGCGGYCAUGAAUAAAAAGCACGAGCAUAGGCCCAAGAAAACAGCUAGCCACGAUAGCACAAGAUCUGUUUCGAAGMCUGGCAAAGGUUCGCUUGAUCGUGGAACGAAGAGCGAGUCAAGUGUAGUGAGGAAACCCAGGAAGAGAGUUGACACGUUCAGUCAUUCAAUUUAUGAGAAUUCUUCUAAGAUUUUACUUCAUCUCAAAGGWCAGCUAUCGUCGUCUGAACUACCUGUGUUUGACGAUGAUUUGGAGCGAAGAAGGGCUUAUAGUUUGGCUUUUGGAGCUAAAAGAUAUGAAAAAGUUCUUGAUGAUGUACUACUUGAUAGUUAUUUCUUUUCAAGCUACUUUAAGUUUGAAACAAAACAUAAACAUAGAGUUAUGGUGCUUCUACUUGACUAUCAACAAAAUGGCUUCUUCUUUGGUAAUGAGAGAAAAGGCACCAUAUUGAAUGAGGCAGACAUCAUACCAGAAAUCCAAGCAAUCCAGGAAGCACUGGUAUCACACAGAACCAAAUUACGUGCUGCCUUGGCUCGCAGUAGAGUUCGAGAUUGUGCUAUCAGCGUYGAGGCUCUACUUCCAAAGGAAGAGCAAGAAAAGAUCAAAUACGCUGCUUCACAGCCAGUAUACGCWAGGAUUAACAACUURAAAACAACUUUAGAUGAAGCUUGUGAAGCUCUGGCAAAAGGUGGUUUUGAAGAAGUGGAGAAACUACCAGRUCAUGAUGAUGAAAUGGCCAGAAAGGCAUUUUGUAGGGAUCAACAUUUUGAGAAUUUGCUGGUGUUUUCAUCUGAAGCCAAGUUUAACUUGCAUGGUCAUGAGUUAGUUGCCGAUGGUAACCUUGUUAUACAGGACAAGUCAACUAUAGUUUCUGUGGAGGUUGUCAGACAAGUUGUCAAUGAGAUUUCCACACAAAAAGAAAAAGCCUCCAUUUUACUUCCUGGAACUGAUUUAAAGAAUUUCCUUGGAGAAGGAGAUGAUAUCAUUCAAACACAUGUAGAAUCAGGGAAUGUUACGUCAUACUUAUCAUCAAUCAUUCAUCCYGAUCGUAAAAUAUUUGCGUUUGGUGCAAAUCCACAAACAUACGAGAAACUUGAAUCAAAACUGGAUGUGAUGGGAGCUCAGAAUGUAUCACUUUUAGAAGAGCAUUUCCUGGACUCCYUACCCAAUGACGAACGCUUUCGCAAAGUUAAAAUCAUAGUCGCAAAUGUACCGUGUUCCAAGUCCGGUAUCGUCAACCCGGUGGACUUCAUUCUUCAAGAGGGAGUAUCCUCAUCCAUCAAAGAGCUUGCGCAGGGGAGCUUAGACGCUAGCAAAAUACGGGGACUUGCAUUCCAGCAUCUUGGYAUCUUAAAACAUGCAAUGAAGUUCCCRUUAAUUCAAGCGAUUGUGUAUAUUACACGUUCGGUAUCAGAGUACGAGAAUUUAGAUGUKAUAAGAAAGGCCAUGGACGAAAUGAAAGAAGAUCUUAAUAAUAAUAAAACUGGAACUUUUGAAAUUAACCAAGCUUUACCAACGUUGGUUCAUAGUCUUAAAGACGUAGCAUUACCGGCAAGUGUUGUAGAAGAUGCAUCAUAUCGUAAAGACGAAAAAUAUAUCCGAAUGGCACCAUCGUCAGCAAUGAAUGGAGGAUUUGUUUGCCUUUUGAAGCGUCAGAAACAAGUGGAAACUGCUCAUGAAGUACUGGAAAGAGCGGCCAAGAAGGGAUUAAUGAAACCUGGCAAAACAAAAACACCGCGGGUUCCAAGUGAGAAAAAGCACGCCGAAGCUCAUGCACCCAAACCCGCAGUGCCAACUGCGCAAAUGGCAAAACUAUCCAUCAAAAAAGAGCCAGACGCGGUUAUAUCUGAUACUGAAGCAGAAACUAAAGAGCCAAAAUCUGUAAAAGAAUCGAAAUCUAGCAGAAGCUGGCAUGGAUCAAGUGAAGAUAUCGCUCCCAAACCGAGUAAAACGAAGACCAGCAAAAAGAAAUCGAACGGCGAAAGAAACUUUAAAUUUUAGAUUAAUGUUUUGGCUAAGUAGUGAGAUAAAACAGAUGAGAUAGAUUUUAAGUGUACAUAUGGGAAAAUAUGGUAAUUAUUUAUAGAAAAAAAUGAAUAAAAAAAGGUUGUAGAUGAC
Exaiptasia diaphana is the source of this 2176-nucleotide messenger RNA. Its product is annotated as putative methyltransferase NSUN7. The record is from RefSeq and is a predicted model, not a curated record. Bases 68 to 2059 code for a protein of 663 amino acids. Gene Ontology annotation, molecular function: methyltransferase activity. The transcript is spliced from 8 exons. Lineage: Eukaryota; Metazoa; Cnidaria; Anthozoa; Actiniaria; Aiptasiidae.